Molecule: messenger RNA, 4513 nt
Organism: Portunus trituberculatus (swimming crab)
Lineage: Eukaryota; Metazoa; Arthropoda; Malacostraca; Decapoda; Portunidae
Product: TAR DNA-binding protein 43-like
Exons: 5
Coding region: 108-1556 (482 amino acids)
Biological process (GO): regulation of gene expression
Cellular component (GO): nucleoplasm
Molecular function (GO): RNA binding
Source: RefSeq, a predicted model, not a curated record
UCACGGGGAGGACAGCGAGUGGAGCGCGGUGAGGCGACACAGUGGAGACGCGCCGCGGAGGACACACAGAAGACGCCGCCCUGAAUAUCCCGACCGUACACCCCCUAAUGGUCAAUAUGAGUUGCUACAUCCAAGUGUGCGAGGAUGAGAACGACGAGCCCAUUGAGAUCCCCACCGAGGACGACAAUACCCUGCUUCUGUCGACCCUCGUGGCGCAGUUCCCCGGUGCGUGCGGCCUCAAGUACCGCCAUGCCGAGAGCCGUUCCAUGAGAGGCGUCAGGCUGGUGGACGGCAGGCUGCACGCUCCGGAUGAAGGCUGGAACUAUGUCUUCUUCUGCGUGUUUCCUAAAGAAAACAAGCGUAAGAGCGAUGAUCACCUGGAGAGUUCUAUGUCCAAAACCAAGCGCAUGGAGAGCAAACAACGGUGCUCUGACCUCAUUGUGCUUGGCCUACCUUGGAAGACCACUGAAAAGGAACUGCGCGAGUACUUUGAGCCUUUCGGGGAAGUUCUCAUGGCUCAGGUUAAGAAGGAUCCCAAGACCAACCAGAGUAAAGGGUUUGGUUUCAUUCGGUUUGGCAAUUACGAGACUCAGGUGCGCGUCCUCUCCCAGCGGCACAUGAUUGACGGGCGGCUGUGUGACGUGAAGAUUCCCAACUCGAAGGUAACACACCCUUGUUAUAGCGCCUCACUGUACGACCAACAGCAACCUUUUGGAGCCAACGAGUUUCAAUGGCCGAUGGGUUUGGCGUCGCACGCUGAUUGGCCAGGCAUGGGGAAUCUUCCGCCGCGCGAAGGCCAAGUUCAGCAGGUGAACAGCAAGGUGUUCAUCGGCCGCUGCACCGAAGACAUCACCGCGGACGACCUGCGCGAGUACUUCAGCAAGUUUGGUGAGGUCACCGAUGUUUUCAUUCCUAAGCCAUUCAGGGCCUUUGCCUUUGUCACUUUCCUAGAUCCUGAAGUAGCUCAGAAUCUGUGUGGGGAGGACCACAUAGUGAAGGGUACGUCUGUCCAUGUGUCCAACGCCGCGCCCAAGAGUGACCCAAACCGCGGCCCUUUUGGGCGUGGCGGGCGCAUGGAUGGCCGUUAUGGGCAGUACGGCAGUUAUGGUGGGGGUAUGAACAAUGGGGGAAGCUGGAAUCAGGCGGGGAGUCGGGACAUGCCCAACCUGGCUGCUCUUGGCACGUCCCUGGGGCUGGGGUCGGGUCAGGGUGGGCAGGGCAGUGGGCAGAAUGUCAACCCUCUCAAUAUGGGGGCGCUGACUAUGCCUAUGCUGGCAGCUCUGAGUCAGGCCAGCUGGGGGCUACUGGGCAACCUGCAGCAGCAGAACCAGGAUGGGACACAGGCUCCGGGGUACAGCCAGGGGGGUCAGCCGAGCCAGGGGGGUCCUCCGAGCAACCCCCCUCCAGUUAACCAGACUGGAGGUGGAGGAGGAGGUAGUCAUGGUAGCUGGGGCACUGGGGGCUCCAGUGGGGGGAGCUGGGGUGAUGGCAGUCAGGGGGGGUCUUGGGGGCCUUCUCAGGGGGGCCGUGACAAGUACAACAGGUAUGACAUGUAAGAGAGAGAGAGAGAUGACAGAUGUACGGCAGACCUGGAUGGCUGAGGAGUGGAUGAUGACACCAGGCCGUGAUGAACAAGUAGUAGUUGAAGAGUGAUGAUGAUGAUGGUGGUAGUGGUGAAGAUGUUGUCAGAAUGUUUACAUCCAUUUUUGAGUGUGCUGAAUAUUCUAAUGUUAGCGGCCUGCAAAGGCAGAGGGGGUGGCUCAGGGGUGUUAUGUGUGUGUGGUCAUGUCAACACUCCCUCUUCCCUUGUCUCAAGCAUGCUCCAUAGACUUAGCAUAGUAUUCACUUUAACUAUAAUAAUAUUCACGCUUAGUGUGUAUCAUUUGGUGUGGUGGUCAUGUAUGGGUGGGUGUAGCCUCGAGUGUUGCAGCCGUAGCGGAACACAUGGUAUGAUUGUAAGAGCGCUCCUCUCGCUGUGUGUAGCCUCCCGGGGCAGGCCCGAGUGUGGCUCCUGCCCCCAGGAAAGUGACCGGGCAUGUGUGACAGCGCCAUUGUACUGAGAGUGGUAUGGACGUGUGGAUGGCAGAGCUUGCCAAUGCCAGGGUUGUGCAAAAAGUUUGGUUAAGUGGGUGUGGAAGUCUCAGUCGCGUGAGAGAGAGCCUCCCCACCCUUAGGGAAGUGUAACGGCGCCACCGUCGCCGCCCUUACGCUCCCCUGAUGUGCGGGGAGGGCUGAGGCAACAAUCAGUACCAUGAGCCUGGCUCCAUACCGUUCUCAUGAAAUGCUGUUAUAAAUGUUACAGUUGACAGUUGAUUUUUUCCAACCUGCUUCAUGACACCAAUGUAAUCUAAGGUCACACUUUCUUGCUUUUGUCCCCCCUUAAUAGUGUAGCUGUUCGCCCUAUGUGAACAGUGUGGAACCAGGAGUCUUGUAUAUAGUGUGUUUGUUUACUGCAAAAUGGUGAGAGGUCGGUGAUUCCCGGUACGGUGUGUGUGCUCCUGGGGCCGUCCCACCCGGCUCGCCGAGGGGGACGGCCACGUGGAGGGACUGAGUGCACCAGGAAUUGCUUGCUGCUUCACUUAGUUAUUAUCAUGUUUCUCACUCUAAUCACAGACUCGAUAUUUGCCAGUGUGAGGUGUGACCGAGGAAGCCCUGAGUGUGUAGACUAGGAAGGCCAACAAGCUAUGAGUGUGUGUCAUGCUACAAAUUGAUAUAUUUUGGAAGUGGUGUAUGAGCAUUGGCCUCUCUCUAUUUUAAUACUUGGAGUGCAUCUGUUUAUGGUAACCAAAAAGUGCAUGAGUCUCAUUGAUCUAGUGUAGACUCUUGCCCCUUAACACCCUGCUCAACAGAUCUUAUUGCUUAGCAUUCUGUCUCUGAGCACUACUACUACUGCACAAGUCUUUUUCCUUCAAUUCUUGUCUAGGAAAGUAUAAGAGGUGGAAGUGUAUUGCCCAUGAAUUUCAGUUGGUGUCAAAAUUGUGUGAAAGGAGGAAGAGAUUUCAGUCUUAAAAGCUUUGGGCAAAAAUGUGUUCAUGGCAAUAAACCUCUUGCUUUACAUUACAAAUACAUAUUCUGGGGAAGGGGCAAUUAUUACCUUGACCUCACCUGACCUCACCUCUCAGUGUUGCCGAGGUCACUGACCUGGGAAUCACAGUACAAAGUCUGUGUGUUGAGCAUGGUGGUCAGAAGCGGGCAGGUGGAGGCAGGAAGGCUGGUCGUCAGUAUGGUGUACUGUACUGUACUGUUCCAUUACGCUGAACUUUCCCACAGUGGAAGCCUUGCCCCUCAGGGCUUGUUCAAUGUGGCAUUUAUGAAGUAACAAGAUGUGUGUGCAGGUAUUCUUUUUUGGUUCAUUAACAAAGGAAGUGUUUUGUUCCAAUGUUUAGUUUGAUGAUAUUGAUUGGAGUUGUUGCUGUAGUAGUAGAGAGGCGACAGUGCCGCUGCCACCGCCGCCGCCAGCCUUCCUGCCCUCCUCUGACCCACCGUUGAAAGGAGGUGUGACAGAGCCAUGUAAGAUUUAACAAGCAGGCCUUGGAUUGACCAUAAGCUUUCUCAGUCAUAAAUGAAAGAAUUCUGAUUUUAGUUUUUUGGCAUGAGUGUAUUUCUGUACGGUUGAUAAGGAAUAGUCUCACAAAUGAUAAGACAUUGUUUUUUUUCCUUCCAUUCAUUUCACCCAAGAUAUCAAUAACAUUUGUGUAGGUUUCACUCAUAUACGAGGUGUACAUGACUCCAUACAGGCCCUUUAUUAAAAGUGUGUGCUGUGAGUUUCUCAACAUUAAAUUGUAGGAAGGUACAAAAGUGCGUGUCCUGCCAGUGGGCGGCGAGUGGUGUGUGUGACGACAGGAGCUGGCUGCUAGUCUGUCUGGUGGAUGCGUGGCACUACGUAUACCUUUCCCUUGGCGUCAUCUGGAUGUUUCUCACUAGUAGUUCAUUAAAAACUAAAACUAAAAAAAGCCACACCAUUACAUUUAGUACCAUCUUCUUCCCUGGGACAGCUUUGUCACUCAGUGUGGAUGUCACCUUAGGCUUGGUUAUCAAAAGUCCAGUUAGUGCAGGGAUAGGGUGUGCAUCACUUGGAACAGGAGAGGGCAAGGCAGACAGGUGACAGGUGGAGCAGGUGUGUGGUAGGUAGCGGCAGUAGGGCCAGGGUAGAUAAGGGUUGGGGAGAGACACAUGACUGGUAUGUGCAUGUACUGGAAGAAAGAUGACUGGUGUCUGGUACCCUGAGAAUGUGCAGAUGGAGAAAGAUUGAGAUGUGCUGCUGGUGUUGAUAUUGGUGAUGAUGGUGAUGGUGGCGGGUAUGUGAAUGGUGACAGCUGGUGUGCAUAGCGGUGAAUCCAGGGAUGUGCUGUGCGUGAGAUGAACGACCGUGUCUCGCAAGCUGGAUGAUGUUUCGGAUGAUGGUGUUUGUGACGAGUUGAUGGUAUAUGUGAGUCUACCGUUGUCCUUCUGGUGUGUGUGUGUGUGGCUGUAUUACUAGCGUGCUCUGUCUUAAUAAAGGAUUCACAGCUAC